Molecule: messenger RNA, 3976 nt
Organism: Equus caballus (horse)
Lineage: Eukaryota; Metazoa; Chordata; Mammalia; Perissodactyla; Equidae
Gene: JRK
Product: Jrk helix-turn-helix protein
Cellular component (GO): nucleus
Molecular function (GO): DNA binding
Source: RefSeq, a predicted model, not a curated record
GAGGCGCGGACCGGCGGAGGGCGGAGCGGGAGCGCUUCCGGCGGCGGUGGCGGCUCGCAGCCCCUGAAGCACCAUGCGUGUGAGACAGCACUGUGCACCCAGCAGAGAGGAGCCCACAGCUCAGACAGGAAGACCUCAGCUGACCUGAAACCAGCUCCCCACGUCCCUCUGCUCUCUGGUCUGUGUCUGAGGGGAGAAGCUGUCACUGUCCCUGCAGAGAAGGCCAGAGGUUCCAAUAGUGUGGGGGAGUCCAGGGGUAGUGUGACACUGGUCGCCUCCCCCGCAGAGAGGCCCAGGAGCUGCCACGUUACUAGAAGCCUGGAAGACGAGGGACAGCUGAGGCAAGAGGUUGCUGGAACUAGAGGGGGGAACAGAGGAGGAACUGUGGCUCCUGGUGGCCCAGGAUAUCAGCAGAACGAAUCGAAGAAGAGUGGAGAGAGAAACUGAGCGGGGAGAAGGACUGAGAGGAAAGGAGGAGAGGCAGCAAGCCCACCAGGAUCUGCCCGGGUGCGUUUCCCCCGGCCACCGGGACAAGCCACCCCGCACAUGGCCUCCAAGCAGGCUGCCGGGAGGAGCCCCGGGGAGAAGCGCAAGAGGGUGGUGCUGACCCUGAAGGAGAAGAUCGACAUCUGCACGCGCCUGGAGAAGGGGGAGAGCAGGAAGGCGCUGAUGCAGGAGUACAACGUGGGCAUGUCCACCCUGUACGACAUCAAGGCCCACAAGGCCCAGCUGCUCCGCUUCUUCGCCAACUCCGACUCCAACAAGGCCCUGGAGCACCGGCGCACCCUGCACACGCCCAAGCUGGAGCACCUCGACCGCGUCCUGUACGAGUGGUUCCUGGUGAAGCGCGCCGAGGGCGUGCCCGUCUCCGGUCCCAUGCUCAUUGAGAAGGCCAAGGACUUCUACGAGCAAAUGCAGUUAACCGAGCCCUGCGUGUUUUCUGGCGGGUGGCUUUGGCGUUUUAAGGCCAGACACGGCAUUAAAAAGCUGGACGCGUCCAGCGAAAAGCAGAUGGCUGACCACCAAGCGGCCGAGCAGUUCUGUGGGUUUUUCCGGAGCUUAACUGCUGAGCACGGCCUGUCCCCUGAGCAGGUCUACAACGCAGAUGAGACCGGCCUAUUCUGGCGGUGCUUGCCAAACCCCACCUUGGAAGGCGGGGCUGCACCCAGCACCAAGCAGAACAAGGACAGGCUGACUGUCCUUAUGUGUGCCAAUGCCACGGGCUCCCAUAAGAUCAAGCCCCUGGUGAUCGGGAAGGGCAGCGGCCCCAGGGCUUUCCGAGGCAUCCAGCACCUGCCUGUGGCAUACAAGGCCCAGGGGAACGCAUGGGUGGACAGGGAGAUUUUUUCCGAUUGGUUCCGUCACAUCUUUGCGCCCUCGGUGAAAGAGCACUUCAGGACCCUGGGCUUGCCCGAAGACAGCAAAGCCAUCCUCCUGCUGGACGGCUCCCGGGCCCACCCGCAGGAGUCCGAGUUGGUUUCCGAUAACAUCUUCACCAUCUUCCUGCCCGCCGGCGUGACCUCCUUGAUCCAACCCAUGGACCAGGGCAUUCGGAGGGAUUUCAUGAGGCAUUUCAUCAAUCCCCCACUCACGCUUCAGGGCUUCCAGCCCCGUUACAACGUGAAUGACGCCAUUGUCAACGUGGCCUGUGCCUGGAACGCCGUGCCCAGCGACGUAUUUGGCCGCGCCUGGGGGAAGCUGUGGCCUACAGGGACACUGGCCGAAGGCUCGUCUUCUGAGGAAGAGCCCGAGCGCCUCAGAACUAAGCCUCAUGCCCAGACCUUUGCCCACGUCCUGGAGCCAGGCAGCAGGCUUCCCCGGGGUGCAGCCGCCGCUCAGGGCGGGCCUGCACAGGUGGCUGGAGAGGGGCGACCCGCUGUUGCAGGCCCAGCUCUGGCCGUGGGGAGUCCGGAGCAGGCCGAGGAGGAGGGCGAGGAGGCGGCCUGGGAGCAGGCGGCCGUGUCCUUUGACGCGCUCGUGCGCUUUGCGGAGAGGCAGCCCUGUUUCACGGCGCAGGAGGCCGGGCAGCUGCGUGCGCUGCGCUCCGUCUUUGUGCGGCAGCGCCAGGAGAAGCGGCGACCACCAGCUCCUGGUGCCAUGGUCAAGCUCGAGGUCCCCCAGGACAUGGCCUGCUCCUCCACGGCGGGCAAGAACUGACCGCCGGCGCCCUCCACGGCGCAGUGUGCUGCAGGGCCCGCGCGAGCGGGAGCUUCCCCACGAAGGUGGGCGUUGCCCUGGGCGGUCUCCUUACUCGGGACAGCCCCAUCCCCCACAUUGCAGUUAACCCAGGUGUCACAGUGAUACCUGGCCUGUCUGGUGAAUGGGAGGAGAUGUUCUGGAAGGGCCCACCCAAACCUAAAAAACAUACCAGAGCCUCCUAUGGCUGGAUCCCAGCGCCAGGUUGGGCAGUGUUCACUGGCUGAGCCUUGCUGUGUCCGAGGGUGGAGAUGUCUGUCCGUCUAUCUGUCCUAGAGGAGACAAGGAGAAAAGCUGACCCUCAGGCCAAUUGAUGUGAUGGCAGUACAUGCCACCACUUGACAGGGCUGGCGUUUUCCAGGGCCGCCUCUCCCCCCACUCGGGGCUCGGUCUGCUGGUCUGGCGUCCAUGUCUGUGUUACAUAGUCCUAGCGGGCAAGGGCCAGGACUCACUUUAUGACCUCGGGUCAGUGUAGUCCCCUGCUCCUGGCUUUACAGGCAACCUGUCAUCUCCUGUUCACAUGUCCCCACCUCAGAUGUGGUCUCACUUAGCAGCACAAGUCUCUCCUGGAAGUUCCUCCACAUUGCCAGCAGAUCCGCCUCUCGGGGCUCACACCCCAGGGUGUGGUGGGCCGCCUGCUGGCCUGACCUGAUAGAGUCGCUUCCCGUAAAGUGGGUCGCCCUGAUGGAGGGCCCCAGGCACUGCCGGUAUUUCCCGAGUCGUGGCUCAGAGUCCAGUGUAUGGUCCGCUCUACCACAUUCCCCGGAAUUUCACGUUUACGGCGUUUACACAAACAAAUCUUGAUCAGGCAUUUGGAAAUCAGUCUUAGGUAUGCAUGUGCCCAACAGAAAUGGCGAAGUAAGCUGCCAGAGUUCUAGCAGGAUUUGGACUUUCAUUUGCAGCUGUUUACGGCUUACUCACAGGGACAAGCUGGCUAUCCUGGUGGGUUUGCAAAGGCCGGUCCUAGGAAGACACGAUGCUUCCUCACCCGCCUGGAGCCGUGACCACAGGAGGCCCUGUUGUCGUGGUCACCCUCCUCGAACGUACCUGAGUUGGGUGUAUUUUUCUGUGUUCUUUUCACCGCCUUACCCUUGAAUUCCACCCCCUUCUUGAGUUCACGUCACGGCAGCUGAUUGGGCCUAUUGUUUUAUUCUGUUCGCUGUUAUUCUGCCAAGAGACCUUUGUUCCCAUGAGAGCCGAGGGCACUCGGGUUUGGUUUGCAGCCCGGUUCUCUUGUCUUUCUCCAUCUUUCCACACACUGGGGUGCUGGCCACGGCUGCCGUGGCACUGUGCCGUGGAGCGCCUGUGUUCCUGCUUCCAGUGAAUGUGUGCAGACGGUGGAGGAGGCACGGGCCGGUUUAUAAGUCUCGUCUCCUUCACUGUCUGGGUGACAUCUGUGCACUGUGUACUUCUGUGCCACUUCGGGACUCAUGUCCCCCUGCUGUUGAAUUGCAGCUGCUUGAGGUGUCACAGGGAGUUAGAUGUCAGAGUCGUGGGAGAGGCUGCCCUCGGUGGUGGCAGCAUGGAGUGGCGGAUGGACGUGCUGAGGAGCUGCCCCCCACGGUCAGCCCCUGAGCCCACCCCAGCAGUUUUCGAGCAGUAGGACUUUGCUGGGUGGAGGGAGCCAGGGGAAGGGUUCCUGGCUGGCUCUCCUAGGUCCCCUGUGGACCGUUUGUUCUGAUCAGACUGUAGACCCCAGGCUGGAUGCUUGUCGUGACCUCACGACCUGCCCCUGUCCUGGCUAUGUUGUGGCCGAUCAAUAAACACUUGUCCACGGCCA